AUGAGGCCUGAAACUGACUGGAUCUGAUCUGGGGGUGUGGAAGCUACUUGUUUUCCGCCCUCCCAGGGACCUCCGUGACCCUCAAGCUGCAGGGGUCAGGCCAAGCUAAGGGCCUGGGGAUGCCCCCUGCCUGGCCCCCUUGCCUAAAUUGGCAGGGGGGCCAGGCUGGGCUGCAGCCCCCUUUUCAUCUCAGCCAUGGAUCUCCUUCCCCCCAAGCCCAAGUACAACCCACUUCGGAAUGAGUCUCUGUCAUCGCUGGAGGAGGGGGCCUCAGGGUCCACUCCCCUGGAGGAGCUGCCUUCCCCAUCAGCCUCAUCCUUGGGGCCCAUCCUGCCUUCUCUGCCUGGGGAUGAUAGUCCCACUACCCUGUGCUCCUUCUUCCCCCGGAUGAGCAACUUGAAGCUGUCCAAUCCUGCUGGGGGACGCCUGGGGCCUAAGGGGGAGCCAGGAAGGGCUGCCCAGGAUGGGGAAGGGGCAGCCAUGCUGGACUCAGGUCCCCUGCCCCUCCUCCAGGACAUGAACAAGCUGAGUGGAGGCGGCGGGCGCAGGACUCGGGUAGAAGGGGGCCAGCUGGGGGGCGAGGAGUGGACCCGACACGGGAGCUUUGUCAAUAAGCCCACGCGGGGCUGGCUGCAUCCCAACGACAAAGUCAUGGGACCUGGGGUUUCCUACUUGGUUCGGUACAUGGGCUGUGUGGAGGUCCUUCAGUCAAUGCGUGCCUUGGACUUCAAUACCCGGACUCAGGUCACAAGGGAGGCCAUCACUCUGGUGUGUGAGGCUGUGCCCGGUGCUAAAGGGGCAACAAGGAGGAGAAAGCCUGGUAGCCGUCCACUCAGCUCUAUCCUGGGGAGGAGUAACCUGAAGUUUGCUGGAAUGCCAAUCACGCUUACUGUCUCCACCAGUAGCCUCAACCUCAUGGCUGCAGACUGUAAACAGAUCAUUGCCAACCAUCACAUGCAAUCUAUCUCAUUUGCGUCCGGCGGGGACCCGGACACAGCCGAAUAUGUUGCCUAUGUUGCCAAAGACCCUGUGAAUCAGAGAGCCUGUCAUAUCCUGGAAUGUCCUGAAGGGCUUGCCCAGGAUGUCAUCAGCACCAUUGGUCAGGCCUUUGAGUUACGUUUCAAACAAUACCUCAGGAACCCACCCAAGCUGGUCACCCCCCAUGACAGGAUGGCUGGGUUUGAUGGUUCAGCAUGGGAUGAAGAGGAAGAAGAGCCACCUGAUCAUCAGUACUAUAAUGACUUCCCAGGGAAGGAACCCCCUCUUGGGGGGAUAGUGGAUAUGAGGCUUCGGGAAGGGGCUACUACAGUGGCUGCCCGACCCACUCUACCUGGAGCCCAGACUCCCAGCCAGCUGGGAGCUACACUGCCUGUAGGUCAGCCUUGUGUGGGAGACCCUGAAGUCCGCAAACAGAUGCUGCCUCCGCCACCUUGCCCAGCAGGCAGAGAGCUCUUUGAUGAUCCCUCCUAUGUCAACGUCCAGAACCUAGACAAGGCUCGGCAGGCAGCAGGGGCAACUGGGCCCCCCAAUCCUGCCAUUAAUGGCAGUGCACCCCGGGACCUCUUUGACAUGAAACCCUUUGAAGAUGCCCUCCGGGUGCCUCCACCGCCCCAGUCCAUGUCCAUGGCUGAGCAGCUUAGAGGGGAACCCUGGUUCCAUGGGAAGCUGAGCCGGCGGGAGGCCGAAGCACUGCUACAGCUCAAUGGGGACUUCCUGGUACGAGAGAGCACCACUACUCCUGGCCAGUAUGUGCUCACCGGCCUGCAGAGUGGACAGCCCAAGCACCUGCUUCUGGUAGACCCUGAGGGUGUGGUUCGGACAAAGGAUCACCGCUUUGAGAGUGUCAGUCACCUCAUCAGUUACCACAUGGACAAUCACUUGCCCAUCAUCUCUGCGGGCAGCGAACUGUGUCUACAGCAACCUGUGGAGCGGAAGCUGUGAUCUUUCCCAGCCUGUCUCCCAGGAGAUGCCCUCCAGCCUCUUUUCCCCUAUUCCUUAACUCUCAGGACUUCACUUGGGAUGUUUUAAGGGCUGGGCCUUGAGUAGGAGGAGGGAGUAGUCUGGAUACUGAGUCAGGAGCCUGGGGAAGAAUCCUGUUUCUCCCCAAACCUCACCAAAGUAUUAAUGUACAGAGUGGCCUCCUUGUCUAGGCCUUUCCUGUGCCAACCUGACACUCCAUUUCCAAAGAAGGCUGGUGCUUCUAAUGGAAAUGUCCUGUGGUGAUAGGCCCAGUGAAGCAAUUGCCCUUCUGGGGAAGGGGAAUGAAUCACACCUCUGGUCUACCCCUGGACUUCAGAAUACCCCUGGCCCCUCUGAACACUCCCCCUUCUAUGUUAAAACUUUGUGCCUUUGACCAUCUCUUAGGUCUGCAGAUACUUUAUGCAAAGAGUUCUCAGGCCCCUGAAUUCAAAAACAGGGGUUCUGACACUUUGGCUUCUUGGACCCUGUCCUCUCCUUGCUCAGUACCCCUUUGGGUUUGGGUUGGGAGAACUAAGGCAGGAGUGGCAGCUGUCUCUGCCUUGGGCAUAUGCAACUCUUAAGAGAUUGCCCCAGAGCCCCCCUCCCAGCUGGGGUUAGUUGGACCACUCCAUUGCUCAGUGCCUCCUGGGCUGGGGAACCCCCUUCACCCAAGGGGUCUGUAUAUACAUUUUGUAAGCCUACCCCCUCCCAUGUUGCAUGCCUGUUAUACUCUACAGCCCUACCUCCUGUAGCCCUCACUGUCUCUGGGGUGGUAAAUGAAUGAAUUUGGGCCUUUUCUACCCUUAACUCCAAGGUGAGUUUUGUGGAGGCCAGCACAGGGGCAUAGAGACUAAAGCAGUAGACAAUCUGAAUACUAUCUGUAGAAUGGGAACAGCAUUCGUUUCAUUUCAUAUGCCUAUGUGUUAGGGCUGUAGAUAUACUUUUAUUUUCCAUGGCUUAUUUUUGAGCACAAAAUGAUAAUAGAUUACAUUUAUACACCUGACUUUUUGGAGCCCCUUUUACAAUGAUUGUCAUUUUUCUCACCCUAGCCUGAACUGGCAGCAUUAUGGUUUUAUUUUAGAAGAGAAACCUGGGACAAAUCAGUUUCACCCUAGGACUAGGAAGAAAACUUGGGCCUCUUAUGGCUAGGCUGGGAAGCAGAGUGAUAGUAUUGUUGCUGUCAUGUGGGGUCCCUUCUACAUUGGGUCUGUGUGUGUGGCCCAUAGAAGCUGGCCAGACAGAGAAGCUGGUCUGGCUCGGUCUGGAGGCUUAGGGAUAAGGGAGGGUCGAAUGUUUCAAUCAUGGCCAUCCUUUUUUGAAUGUUUUCACGGUCUCACUUAUACCAAAGGGAAAUAGCCUUCAUUAAAGUCCUAUUUCUUCUA
Messenger RNA from Dipodomys ordii (Ord's kangaroo rat), 3341 nucleotides. It is a transcript of the gene Shc1, whose product is annotated as SHC (Src homology 2 domain containing) transforming protein 1. Gene Ontology annotation, molecular function: receptor tyrosine kinase binding. The record is from RefSeq and is a predicted model, not a curated record. Lineage: Eukaryota; Metazoa; Chordata; Mammalia; Rodentia; Heteromyidae. Gene Ontology annotation, cellular component: plasma membrane. The transcript is spliced from 12 exons. Bases 196 to 1941 code for a protein of 581 amino acids. Gene Ontology annotation, biological process: intracellular signal transduction; cell surface receptor protein tyrosine kinase signaling pathway.